Molecule: messenger RNA, 2880 nt
Organism: Dioszegia hungarica
Lineage: Eukaryota; Fungi; Basidiomycota; Tremellomycetes; Tremellales; Bulleribasidiaceae
Product: putative nucleoside diphosphatase
Exons: 3
Coding region: 1-2880 (959 amino acids)
Biological process (GO): nucleoside diphosphate catabolic process
Cellular component (GO): membrane
Molecular function (GO): nucleoside diphosphate phosphatase activity
Source: RefSeq, a predicted model, not a curated record
AUGCCGCCCUCCGUGGCGUCAAGCUCGACGCACUACGCCCUAGUAAUCGACGCCGGCUCCUCCGGCUCGCGUCUGCAAAUCUACUCGUGGCGCGACCCGGACCUUGAGCGCGCCGAAAUCAUCGAGGAGGUCCGCUCCUCCGAAGCGGAUAUUGCGGCGUCUCUCAGAGGAGAUGAUGGGCAGACAACGGGAGGAUGGCCCUGGGUUGAAACACCCAAGGCGAUGGGAGAAGGGAGUCGGAAAUGGUGGUGGCCGUCAAAUUAUAUGCCGACGCGGAAAGGGAAGGGAAAGGAUGUGGGGUAUGGAGAGCUCGAGCAGAGGGCGUUGAGACGGCUGGUACGUGUAGGGAAGGGGGUGGAAGGUGACGAGUGGGUCAAGCGGGCCGAGCCAGGCAUAUCGACCGUUGCUCCAGCCGAUAUCCCAGCUUAUCUCGCACCUCUCCUCACUCAUGCGCUUCAGCAAAUACCUCCAUCACAGCACGCCCUCACUCCCAUCUACAUCUACGCGACCGCCGGGAUGCGGCUGCUCUCAUCCGAAACCCAGUCCGCCAUCCUCCAAGCCACGUGCGACCUCGUCCGCAAGGACUACCCCUUCCGAGUCGGGCGGUCAGGCACAGAGGGACCUUGCGGGGAGAAUAUCCGUGUGAUCUCAGGCGAGGAAGAAGGAUUAUGGGGAUGGGUUGCCGUCAACUACCUGAUGGACGGGUUUGGGCACGCUCCGCCAUAUGGAGCAGUCGAAGCCCCGCCCUCUUCUUCGCCAUCACUACUACCUCUCGCUCCGCUCGCCGAACCACCACCCUCUUCCGCACAAGACUCUGUCACACCAGUCGACGUCUCGCAUCACUCGCCCACUUUCGGUUUCCUCGAUAUGGGCGGAGCCUCCACCCAACUCGCAUUCUCCCCCUCGGAGCUGGAACUUUCUCGCUCCGGCUACCCGACCGAUGAGCUUCGCAAAGUCUCUCUUCGGCUCUUGUCUGGGGAAGAGGUAGACUGGCAAGUCUUCGUCGCAUCUUGGCUCGGUUUCGGCACCAAUCGCGUUCGGGAGCGAUACGUCGAAACCCUCCUCGCUUCCUGGCGCAACUCUGCCAGAGUCGCCGACCUCACCACUCCCCUCCCUGAUCCCUGUCUACCGGUAGACCUCCUCAUACCCUCCGCGGCAGACGGCACCUCUCCGCCCCUCAUCGGAACCGGCUCGUUCGAUACAUGCCUCAAAGACCUGAAGCCCCUCCUCGAUAGGGCUCAGGACUGUCCCGCCAAGCACUGCUUGUUUGCGGGAUUGCCGACUCCACAGAUCGACUUUGAGCGGGACGAUCAGCGCGGGUUCAUCGGUGUCAGCGAGUACUGGUAUACUGCGCAGCAGGUAUUGGGGCUGGGCGGUAUAUGGGAUUGGGGAGAAUGGGAGACGGGAAUGGGCGAUUUCUGCGGAAGAGAUUGGAAGGCUGUCGAGGAGGAGGUCGAGCGAGAAAAGGGAUGGCGAGGGGCGCAACUCGAGCUAUCCCGACUUCAGAUGCAGUGCUUCAAAGGCGCUUGGAUCUCGAAUGUCCUUCACGAAGGCAUUGGGAUUCCUCGGCUCAUCGACUCUGGCGGUCGGGAGACCCUUACUGGCGGCGAAGUGGGCGAUACCAAUGCGGAAGCGGAGCGGCGGGCGCGCGAAAAGGGGCUCAUCGAGGGCGAUUCUUCCAGCGGAGCCCGACACCACAAAAGCAAAUCCCACUUCCAGUCCAUGGACGAGAUUGGCUCCACUGCCAUCUCGUGGACCCUCGGCAAGAUGGUCAUCGAAGCGAGCAAAGCCGUACCGCCCCGCUCGUCCGCGCAGGAAUCGGCAUGGCGAGACAGAUUGCCCAGUCUCGGUCUCGUCGGGGUGGUCGGGACCCGGUUGGAAGAUGCGGGUAUCCAUGCCGCAUGGGCGUAUAUCGGCUUCAUCUUCCUGUUCCUCGUCCUCGCUUGGAACUGGGUCAAACGGCGCAAGUUUCCGUUGUCGAACAGCCCUCGAUCGUCUGUUCGCCGGAAACCCAGUCUGAGCGGCGGGUCACCCAUGGCUGCAUCGCCCACCUCGUGGUCGUUCUGGCCUGCACCGGCAGAUACCAUCUCGCUGGAGGACGGGUAUCGCUCGGACUCGUCUUCCUCACGCUCUGGUCCCCGCUCUGCGCCCGCGAAGCUACGCGCUCUAUCACUCCGGUUGACCAGCUCCAUCCGCCGCUUACUCCCCUUCUCCCACCGGACGGCUUCGGGCUCGUACGACGCCCCCCUCCUUCCACGAUCGUCAAUGAACGGCCGAUCAACCAAUACCUCCCGCCACGCGUCCAUGCCCAUCCAUACCUCCUCUACCGCUUAUUCACCAUCCUACUCCCAGCCCUCCUCCCCACGCGGAAGCUUCUUCACUCCUGCUCUCUUUGGCGGCUCCAGCGACUCGGACAGUGUUGGCCUGACCGUCCCUUUCACUCGGCCCGGCUCGACCUCGCCCGAGCCCCGGCGUAUGCAAGGCCUCAGCUCCAGCCAGAGCGUGGGCGAAAUGUCAUCAAUGAGCGGGAGCGGAUACAGUCUCACCCCGCAAACAAGCCCGCCACGUAAUAAGAGCCGUCCCCUUCGCGCUCGACAGAACAGCUACAAUAUUGGAGGAGGACCGUCGGCUUCGGCCGCGACGGGAGGAUGGAACGAUCCGCCCACGACGCUGUUCACGGCUUCGCAGGCCGCGCAUGGAGGGUCGUUGGGGAUGUCGAUGGUGGAUGGGCUGGGGCCGCAUGAGAGCGGGUCGAGUAGCGGGGUCUUGACGCCCUCGGCGGGCGCGGCGGAUCGGGUGUUGAGCAGGCAGAGCAGUCGGGUGAAUCUGAGCGAUAUGGGGUUGAAGGAGAGGAGUGGGAGUAGGCUGGGGCUGCACUAG